Messenger RNA from Aplysia californica (California sea hare), 1325 nucleotides. RefSeq names its product receptor-type guanylate cyclase gcy-28. The record is from RefSeq and is a predicted model, not a curated record. Gene Ontology annotation, molecular function: signaling receptor activity; peptide hormone binding. Lineage: Eukaryota; Metazoa; Mollusca; Gastropoda; Aplysiida; Aplysiidae. Gene Ontology annotation, cellular component: membrane.
ACAGAAAACCACCCCCCGCAAAACAAACUCACGUUCUGCGACCACGUCUUUGUACUCAUGAACCAGAUACCUUUUGAUGAAGAUGCUACAGUCAUGACCUGGUUUUAUUCACGCACUUUAUUGACAAUGUACGUACGUUAAAUAUGUCUUUCGUUGUUGUUUUUUCUUUGUGUGAAGAGAGGGUGAUUAAUUAAUUAAUUAAUUAAUUAAUUAAUUAAUUAAAACAUAUCGUACAUCGUGCAAAACUAUGAGCGACGAUUCAAAAAUAUGGAAGGUGGAUUUGUCCACAAACCAUUUCUCGUGGCUGACGUCUUCACAUGAAAUGCCACGUCACGCCAUGAUGGAGGCGAGUGUUGAUGGGCGUUCAGAGGAAGGGGUGAAAGGUCAAAGGCGAAGGUGCUGCAAUAAAAGGAUAUUUUUGGCGUCCGCUACAUCCGGAUACCGCCAUUUUGUCUUGGCGUGCCUCGCUGUGAUUUUAUUCCUCCUUACUUUUGACGUGACCGCGGUCAAGGGACAGCCUUCAGCCGCCCCCGCCAGGCCAACCUACAGGUUCCCUUCCUCCACCAACUUACCCAACGUCGAGGCACCAACACCGGUUUUUACGUCCUUUUCGACCGCCAACAACAACUACAACUACAACUACAACUACAACAACAACAGAAUCACAAACUACAACAACAACAACAGCAGCAGCAACGUCCCUCUAAAAUGGCCGCCCGUCCUCAAGAUCGGUCUAAUAAUAUCCUACCGAGGUGACUUCGGGAUUUCCCGCACUGACGUACAGGCCGCCAUCACCAUAGCUGAACAAAAAAUCCUAGACACCAAAUUCUUGCUUCCGGGGCUCCGCGAUAUUUCGGUCAACAUGAAGGAUUCGGAAUGCUCGGAGACGCAAGGCCCCUACAACGCUAUAGAGAUGGUUUAUACAGACACUGUUCACGUGUUCAUGGGCCCCGUCUGCGACUACAGUCUCGGUCACGUGACGGGCUACUGCAACGUUUGGGACAUCCCCAUAAUCACCCCCGGUGGCGGAUCGCAGUCGCUGGACAACAAAGUCGAGUAUAAGAUGCUGACUCGGAUGCAGGGUCGGUACUCGAUGCUGUGGCGACUGCUGCACUCCGUGAUGAAGAAAUUUCAGUGGGAGCACAUCAAGUUUUUGUACCACGACACCGGGAUGGGUACCAGCAGGUGCUACCACACGGCCUACCCGAUGUACCUGGGGGCACAGAAAUACCCGGGAAUCACGCCGUACGCGGAGACCUUCAACGAGAACAGGCUUCGGCAACCUUACGAGAAAGUUCUCACCGAGGCCUCGCUCAACGCCAGGA